AUGCCUGAGAUCGCAGAAGUUGCCCGUAUCGUCCAUUUCCUACGCCUUCAUGUAGUAGGGAAACGCAUCGUAUCCGCUUCUGCAAUAGAUGACAAGAAUGUGUUUGGCAAAGUUGGUACAAGUGGUGAGGAAGUAGAAACUGCUUUGAAGGGGAAGAAGAUUGUCUCUGCAGGAAGUCAGGGGAAAUACUUCUGGAUAACCCUCGACAAACCUCCGCAUCUAGUAAUGCAUUUUGGAAUGACAGGUUGGAUGCACAUCAAGGAUGAACAGACAGCAUAUACCAACUACUAUAAGAAGAUGAAGGAGGGUGAGCCUGAUCAAUGGCCGCCCAAGUUCUGGAAGUUCCAGUUCAAGACCGAGGGUUCAGAAGUAGCCUUCACGGACGCGCGUAGGUUUGGUCGGGUGCGACUUGUCGACUGUCCCGGGGACCAGAUAAGGAAGCAUUCGCCUCUGGUAGAGAACGGACCGGAUCCAGUUGUCGACCUUGAUCGUUUCACCGAGGAUUACUUGCGUUCCAAGAUGCGAGCCCGCCAUGUCCCUAUCAAGGCCCUCUUGCUAGACCAAGCGAUGAUCAGCGGAAUUGGCAAUUGGGUGGCCGACGAAACACUGUACCAAGCUAAGCUUCACCCUGAGCAAUAUUGUGAUAAUUUCAACGAUGCUCAAAUCGCCACCCUCUAUGAAAUGAUCCGCUAUGUGUGUCAAACAGCCGUCGAUAAACUGGGAGACUCAGACGAAUUCCCCGAACACUGGCUCUUCAACUAUAGAUGGGGCAAGGGCGCAAAGGGUGCAGCGACCAAGCUACCAAAUGGCGAAAAGCUGGCUUUCAUUACAGUUGGCGGGCGGACAAGUUGUUACGCGCCCGGUGUACAGAAGAAGACAGGAAAUACAGCUCCCGGCAUCAAAGAGGAGCCUCUCGAAGAAAAGGCCGAAAUUAAACCUCCCAAGAAGUCAAGGAAGAAGUCACCAGAGGCAGCCGAAGAAAACGUCCAGCCUCCAAAGAAGAAGCGCACAAAGGCUACCAAGAAGGAGACGAAUGAAGACGCUGUAAAGACAGAAGAUGCUGCCGAGGAAACCCUGCCAAAUCUCGGACGAAGAAGAUCCACCCGCCUAAGGAAGUAG
Molecule: messenger RNA, 1119 nt
Organism: Fusarium mangiferae
Lineage: Eukaryota; Fungi; Ascomycota; Sordariomycetes; Hypocreales; Nectriaceae
Exons: 5
Coding region: 1-1119 (372 amino acids)
Biological process (GO): base-excision repair
Cellular component (GO): nucleus
Molecular function (GO): DNA N-glycosylase activity; damaged DNA binding; DNA-(apurinic or apyrimidinic site) endonuclease activity
Source: RefSeq, a predicted model, not a curated record